UCUCUCUCUCUCUCUCUCUCUCUAGUUUCCUCAAUUAGUGUCUCAAAGCUUUUCUUGCGAUCAACUACCAGACCCACUUCACAAAGAUCAUUCCCAACUAUUGAGAACUCACUGAGAAUAUUUAUCAAACACCCAGAGAAACAAAAUCGAUGUUAAAGGCGGCAACCACCACCUUCAUAGCCAUAGUCACCUCUUUCCUCUUCUUUUCAUCCCCACCAAAGUCUUUCUAUCACUCCCUAUUCAUAUCCGAUUCCCUAGCAGACAAUGCAUCAAUAUCACAACACCUCUACAUCCUCACUCGGCGGCCCCAUGUCGCUGGCACCCAAGCCAACGCUGAAGCCGCAGCUUAUGUUCUAUCCAUUCUUACUUCCUACAACAUCGGAUCACACAUAGCAUCCUAUGAUGUGUUGUUAUCAUACCCUGUAUCGCGUUCCUUAACACUAACGCGUCCACCACCAAACCCACCUAUUACUUUUGAUCUCCGCCAGGAAAUCUACGAUGGCGACCCAUACGCUGAUGUGGCUGAUGAAGUCAUGCCCACGUUCCAUGCAUAUGCAAAGUCAGGUACUGUAUCUGGACCUGUGCUAUAUGUCAAUUAUGGGCGAGUGGAGGACUAUAUGACACUGAAAGAAAUGGGAGUGAAUGUGACGAAUAAUGUUGUAUUGGCAAGGUAUGGGCAGAUAUACAGAGGGGACAUUGUAAGCAAUGCAUACGAGGCUGGUGCCACAGGAGUGAUAAUAUAUACAGAUAGGAAGGACUAUGGUGGCGGUGGUGGGGAUGCAAAGUGGUUUCCAGACGAUAAGUGGAUGCCGCCAAGCGGAGUACAAGUGGGAUCAGUGUUUACGGGGCCUGGUGACCCUACCACGCCUGGGUGGCCUAGUAGAGGGGCUUGUGAGAGGCUGUCAGAUAAAGAGGUGGUCAAAGGAGGGGAUGUGCCACUGAUACCUUCAUUGCCUGUAUCCGCAGCUGAUGGAGAGGCAAUCCUCGGCUCCAUUGCUGGACAAAUAGCAAAUGAUGAUUGGCAGGGAGGAAAAGAUGCCCCCGUUUACAGGGUUGGACCAGGGCCUGGGAUUGUAAAUCUCAGUUACACAGGAAAAGAAGUCAUAAGCACAAUCCAGAAUGUAAUUGGUGUUAUUGAGGGAGCAGAAGAACCUGAUCGAUUUGUCAUAUUGGGCAAUCAUCGGGAUGCAUGGACAUUUGGAGCUGUAGAUCCCAACAGUGGCACUGCAGCCCUGCUUGAGAUUGCACAAAGGUUGCAGAAGCUGCAGAAGAAAGGGUGGAAACCUCGACGAACAAUUGUCUUUUGCAAUUGGGAUGCUGAGGAGUAUGGCCUGGUAGGAUCCACAGAAUGGGUUGAAGAGAACAGGGAAAUACUAGCCUCAAGAGCAGUAGCUUACUUAAAUGUUGACUGUGCAGUUACUGGUGCAGGAUUUCAUGCAUCUGCAACUCCACAGCUUGAUGAACUAAUCAAACAAGCUACUCAACAGGUUCAAGACCCAGAUAACUCAUCGCAAACCAUCUUCGACUCAUGGGCUGCUUCUAGCAAUGGUCCUAUGAUUGGAAGGUUAGGAGGCGGAGGAUCAGAUUAUGCAUCUUUUGUGCAACAUGUUGGUGUUCCAGCAGCUGAUAUGUCUUUUGGAAAGGGUUACCCAGUCUACCACUCGAUGUAUGAUGACUUCAUCUGGAUGAAGAAAUUUGGUGACCCAAUGUUUCAUAGGCAUGUAGCAGGUUUGUUUUCAUAUUAUUUUAUCUGAUUAUAUAGAACACUUAUAUUCCCAUACAUCAAACAAUUGCAAAGGACCCACUAUUUGAUUGUUGGUUAUGGAUUUUGGAUUUUGGUAAGAUGUGUAAAGUGCAAGGCUUUCAUUAUGUAAAUUUCAAACAAUAACAACUCAAGCAAAACUGUUAAUUAUUGUCAAUGGCUUUUGUUUGCUUGAAAAAAUUUAGUGUCCAAGUGUAGGAGAAUAACCAGAGGAGUUCAACAUACACAACUAAACAAGUAGUCACAUUCAUCAAAUGAAUAAUAUGAUUAAGCCCAGUUGUAAAGGCUUACCUUUCAAUUUUUGCUCUACCAAAUGGUCAUUUGUUAUUUUAAAACAGCUGCAAGUAUUUGGGGUUUAGUAGCACUUCGUCUAGCAGAUGAGGAAUUUUUGCCUUUCAAUUAUCUCUCCUAUGCAUACGAGCUCCAGGUAUGUCUAUGGAAUUGGAAUACAAGAAAUAUUUAAUCUUGUUCUGUGUUUAGGGGAAAAUUGAAUGCAAUAGUACUUUAAAUCCUUGAAAACAGAAAAGCGCAGAAGACUUAAUAGGUGAAGUAUCAGACAAAGGCAUAAAUGUUUCUCCCUUAUUCAUGUCAAUUGAGGAGCUCAAAAAGGCAGCCUUAAAAAUAGACAAUGAAAUAAAGGUACUGCCUGAAUCUCUAUGAAUCACAAUUUUCAUACAGCCUUACUUUGUGAUCUAUGGGUAUGAUAGAAAAAAGAUCUUCAGGCAGAAAAUAAAGGGUGGGCAUCAGUGUGGAAAAACGACCCAUGGAAAGUGAGAGAAUUGAAUGACAGACUAAUGAUGGCAGAACGAGCAUUCACAGACCGAGAUGGACUUUUUGGAAGGUCAUGGUAUAAGCAUUUGAUUUAUGCACCAUCAAAGCACGACGAUUAUGGGUCUAAAUCCUUCCCUGGGAUAGAUGAUUCCAUUGAGAAAGCCAAGAGCAUAAACACAACAGGAUCGUGGCAUUUGGUACAACAUGAAGUUUGGAGAGUUUCGAGGGCUGUCACGCAUGCAUCGCUAGUCCUCAUUGGUGAAUUAACAUGACCAUUUGUAACAUUGUCACUCGCCAUUUCGUUCAUGCUUUCCUUGUUAAGAGUUGAAUCAAAUUUCCAAAUGUUUUUACAAGUGAAACUUUCUGAAAAUUCUGGCAAAGAUAAUAAAGGGCCUUAGUUUCAAGAUCUUAUGGACGACAAAAAAUAAGGUUGCUGAAAGGUUCUCCCCUGGAUUAUAUCAAACAUUUGGAACCCCGACAAAGGUGGCAAAUCUAACAACAUGAGUACAACCAAUUUGGUAAAUGUCAUGGACAAAAGGGUUGAUAGGUGAUUACAUCAUAUUUUAACACUUCAGCAAGUGUACAUAGUAUUCUUUGAUAUGUUGCUGUAGAAGACAUUCAGAAAUCUGAUACCAGAGUAUUUUAAA
Ilex paraguariensis (yerba mate) is the source of this 3180-nucleotide messenger RNA. Lineage: Eukaryota; Viridiplantae; Streptophyta; Magnoliopsida; Aquifoliales; Aquifoliaceae. The record is from the annotation of a GenBank genome assembly.